Monascus purpureus is the source of this 1665-nucleotide messenger RNA. The record is from the annotation of a GenBank genome assembly. NCBI's taxonomy places the organism in Eukaryota, Fungi, Ascomycota, Eurotiomycetes, Eurotiales, Aspergillaceae.
AUGUGGUUCGAGGCUUCUUUUACGCUGCUCUUGCUUUUCUCCAGCCAUGUCAAUGGUGCACCAAACAGGGAGAAAUACAUGCCAGUCCAGAGGUCCGCAAACCACCCGGCUCUGGCUCCCAUCGUGAAUCUUGGUUACUCCAAGUACCAGGGGAUUGUUCUAGACUCCGGUGUCAAUGAGUACCUGGGCAUGCGCUAUGCUGAGCCACCAGUCGGAAAUCUGCGAUGGCGAGCUCCGCAAGAUCUGCGUCGAACCAACAUGACAGUGCAGAAUGCCACCCAGGUGGGACCAAGUUGUCUCGGAAAUUCCGCGCCCAGUCCAUAUAGCGAUGCAGAGGAAGAUUGUCUGUUUGUCAACGUCUUCACUCCCUCAGAUGCUACGCCGGCGUCCAAUCUCCCCGUCUGGUUCUUCAUCCAGGGCGGGGGCUUUGCGGCCAAUACGGACCCGAACGUCAAUGGUACCGAAAUCGUAAAAAGAUCUAAUAACAGUAUCGUCUUUGUCACCGUCAACUAUCGCGUCGGUGCCUUUGGGUUUCUGGCGAGUGAAUUGAUCCGGAGAAACGGAGACCUGAAUGUUGGAUUGUUGGAUCAGAGAAAGGCUCUGCGAUGGGUGCAGCGGUAUAUCAGGCUCUUUGGAGGAAAUCCUAACCAUGUUGUCAUUCAUGGCGAUUCCGCCGGAGCAGGGUCCGUUGCUCUCCAUAUGACUGCCUAUGGAGGCCGCGAUGAUGGCCUAUUCAUUGGCGGCAUUUGCGAGUCACCCUUCUUCCCGACACAUCGAACCGUAAAUGAAUCCGAGUUCCAGUUCCAAAGGUUCAUCACCAGUGUGGGCUGCCUUAAUGCGACGGAUCCCAUCGCAUGUCUUCGCUCCAAGGACACAGCAACCCUGCAAUCGGCAGACGUCCUAUCGCCAUUCCCAGGGGCAAAAGGACUUCCAGACUGGUCAUUCCUGCCGGUCGUCGAUGGGACUUUCUCCCAGGACCGUCUUUACACGCUCUUCCAACAGGGGAAGAUGGCCAGAGUACCCACGAUAGUCGGGGACGACACCGAUGAAGGAACUUAUUUCGCGGCCAACGCGUCCACAUCGGCAGAAUUCCUGGAAUUUAUACGCAGCAACUACCCCAGUCUCAGCAACAAUGACCUGGAGUGCAUCAAGAAAACCUAUCCAUUAAUGGCGCCCUUGGAGUCGCGCGCGGCCUGGUUCCCCUCCGCAGCAGCAGCAUACGGCGAUGCAACAUUCACCUGUCCCGGCCUGGAGAUUUCUCGAUCAAUGGCAAAAUACCUGAGCCCAGACAAUACGUGGAACUAUCGCUACAACGUCAUGGACUGGGACAACAUCCGGUGGGGGCUCGGAGUGCCGCAUGUCUUUGAAAUGCCAGCCAUCUUUGGCGUUGGCAUGACCAAGCCAUGCGUUAAUUGCUCGUAUAGCACCUACAACUCUCCCAUUGUCCCGAUCGUUAUGGAUUACUGGAUCAGCUUCAUCAAGGGAUUGGAUCCGAAUCGAUACCGGAACCCGGAUGCGCCGUAUUGGCACCCUUUUGGGCAGGAGCAGGGGCAGGAGCGUAGAUUAAAAUUUCAGACGAAUGCCACUGCUAUGGAGGGUAUCCCGCAGUAUCAACGAGAUAGAUGUUCCCUGUGGAAGAGCAUGGUUUCCAGAACAGAGCAGUGA